AUGCGAGACACACUGAGACGGAAACCUGGGAAAUCCGUCGAUCUCGACGCCAACAAGCUGUCACCAACGACCACCAUUAGUGGUGCUCUCAGUGAAAGUGGUUCCCGCCACCAACGCUCCGUUUCAAAUGCUAGCGUCGUAGCCGGCGGAGCUGGCGAGAAGAACCCCUGGUCAACUGAUGACCCUCUCACUCCUUCCACACGUGAUCGCUUCGUCGACAGCCCGGAUGGCCGAGGUAGGACCCAGGCCUUGGAUGUGCCCGCCUCAGAGCGGAGCGAGCGAAGUGUGAGUGAGAAGCCCACUAGGAGGCGGAAAAAGACCCUCAACCAGGUAACGCCUCAUCGGUUCGAACUCGUCGAUGCAAAGCGCGACAGCAUCCGUGUUCCUCUCCCGAAUGACUCGCCGUCUCAAACGCCAUCCGAGGAUAUCGUUGUCAGCAAAACACGCGAACAUGGAUCGACGCAUAGCGAGGACAGUGUCCCCUCACUGAGCUUCAGUCCUAUCAGAGCAGUUGGUCAUGUACCACAGAUCAAGCCUAGAGAGCAGAGACGAGAUUUCAGUACCAUACAUGUCGCUGCAAGUAUCAGCCCCAUCGCUCCGCCAUCACCUCCCACACCACCUGACUCGAUAUCUACCUCACCGAAACGACAACCCGCUGGCCUUGGUGUCGAUUUCCUAGGCAUGAACUUUGGCGCCAGCCGCAACAUUGCCGGUAAUCCUUUCGUUACUCCUCCUACAUCUUCGAGCACACAGCACAAGGAGCCUCCCUCUGUGACUGAUGGACACCGCGCCCCAUCUAAUACUCACGAGCCUUACACUUACCGCCCACAAACUCUACCUCUCCCCCCAGGAAGUCUCCUCAAUAAAGUCAUAAUUGUCACCAACGGCACAUCCCUCGUCUCUGCUCCUCUAAUCCGCACCCUGCAUCUAGCCGGCGCCCGUGUGGUCUUCUCAGCCCACCAAUCACUUGCCGAUAAAGCCCGCUCCUUCAUCCGGGGGCUUGGGCCACCGGACACAAUUCAUUUCAACGCCUGCGAUCUCGGCUGCUACACCGACAUCCACGCGCUUUUCAAGCUCGCCGUAACGAUGUAUGGGCGCGUCGAUCACGCCGUAUUUGCGCCAGGGGACGAUGGCGGACAAGCACGAGGCGUGGGCACGGGCGAGAAACUUUGGGGUCUGGAUGUGGGACUGGCAGAAGGGAGAGCCAUGACAGGAAAAGCAGAAAUGGAGUUAGUGGAUCGCGGCGAGACCCGCGAUGCCGACAAUAUCGACAUGAGCGACAUUAUCGCCGCCAGUGUACGCUUCGCCAGGGUUGCAAUGGCAUAUCUUCGGAACUCGCCUGGUCGACGACAAGUUCACAGCUCGUCGUCAGGCAUGCUCACCCCAACCUCCGGCGGCUUCAGUGGCGCAGAGUGGAGCGAGGACCGCAGUCUGACGUUCGUCAGCUCCACGGCUGCAUUCACGCCCUUGCCUUAUCUGCCCCUCUACUCCACGGCACAGCACGCCAUCCUUGGCUUGGCACGCAGCCUGGGCGAGAGUGUCGAUGUCAGAAGAGACGGCGUGCGCGUCAAUCUCGUGGCCACCAACAUGCUGCUGCCCAGCGUGGUGGAGGCCGAAGGGGGCGGACGCAUGAGCGUCCGCGUGCCGGGCGACAAGGGCGAUGACGUGAGCAACAUCGUCGCGGGCGUCAUCGCCGAAGGCCUCCAUCAUGAUGGCGAGGUGUUGCACGGCAGGGUCCUGUACGCCAUCGGCGAAGACGCAGUUGACGUGCAGGAUGGAUUACGCGAAAACGAAAGUGCUUGGAUGGGCAUCCGCGCAAAGGAGGCGCUGGAUAGGGCCAGCGGCAAGAUGGACGGUGCAGAGACGGGGACCGAGUCGGGGACGGGGAAGUGGAAGGGUCGCUGGAUGCUGAUGGACAGCUUGGACUCGCCUUUCUAG
This is a messenger RNA of Cyphellophora europaea CBS 101466, 1938 nucleotides long. RefSeq lists its product as uncharacterized. The record is from RefSeq and is a predicted model, not a curated record. Bases 1 to 1938 code for a protein of 645 amino acids. The transcript has a single exon. NCBI's taxonomy places the organism in Eukaryota, Fungi, Ascomycota, Eurotiomycetes, Chaetothyriales, Cyphellophoraceae.